This is a messenger RNA of Letharia columbiana, 1344 nucleotides long. RefSeq lists its product as uncharacterized. The transcript has 2 exons. Gene Ontology annotation, molecular function: hydrolase activity. The coding region runs from base 1 to 1344 and encodes 447 amino acids. The record is from RefSeq and is a predicted model, not a curated record. NCBI's taxonomy places the organism in Eukaryota, Fungi, Ascomycota, Lecanoromycetes, Lecanorales, Parmeliaceae.
AUGUCUUUAUCCACCGUUCAGAAAUUGAUGCUAAUCUCGCAAAAAAUGCGCGAUGCAAACGCGCAACGCUCUUCGAACUCAACACUGUCAUUUCUGCAGAAACAAAGCCGCCAUGAUGCUGGAUUGGAUGGCUCGGCAUGGGUCAGCAGGGUUUCAUUUUUGCCGCCGAAGGAAACGCAUGUCCGCGAGGCUCUGUUUGAGGCUAUCAAGGCACUUUCAGAUGACAGCCUUCCUGAUCUCAAAAGACCCGACGUCUCGGCCGUGGAGGCAGAAUGGAUAGGUGGUCGAAAGUAUGAUGAUACGAAUGUUGUUUCCGAACAGGAUAAAUACACAGCUAUGAUGAGAGAUGUGCAGACGCCGACCACCAUACUAUACGCUCGUGGAGGGGCUUUCUAUCUCUUCGGUCCCUCUAGGCCUCGUCCCACUGCUUUCCGACUCGCCGAACUGACAAAGGGUCGAUGCAUCACGAUCGAUUACCGUCUAGCUCCGCAAAAUCCCUUUCCAGCCGCUCUGCUUGAUCUUUCCCUCAGUUAUCUCUCGUUGUUAUACCCCCCUGUUGGAUCUUUCCAUGAGGCGGUACCUGCAUCGGCUGUGGUGUUAGCUGGCGAGAGCGCCGGUGUGGCCCUUUGCUUGUCCCUCAUUCAGACCAUCAUGGUGUUGCGAAAACUGCAGUCUAGGGACAAUCCUAUAGUCCAAUUUCAUGGCCGAAAUGUGGAAAUUCCAAUGCCUGCUGGUGUUACAGGUGUCAGCGGUGGGAUGGAUCAGGCUCUGGCGGUACCUUCAUAUGCGGAAAAUGCCAAGUUCGAUUGGCUAGCGGACGAGCUGCCUUGCACGAGGCCUGGGUACCCGACCUGUGAAAUAUGGCCGUCCGUUCCUCCGCGUGCCCACGUCUACUGUGAUGCUGCCCUAAUGCAUCAUCCUUUGGUGAGCCCUGCUACAGCUGAGAACUGGGUCGGUUCUCCACCUAUGUGGCUAGUCUCUGGACAAGAGAGACUCACAGAUUCCGUCAAGGUGAUCGCAAAGACAGCAUGUGAGCAGAAAGUCUGCGUGUGGUGGGAACAGUAUGAAGGGAUGCCCCAUACGUGGCCAAUGAUUUUGAGAGAUUUGCCCCAAACAGCCGUGUGCUUCCAGCACUGGGCCAGAGCUUGCCAUGAUUUCGUGACUCGAGAUCACCGAACACUGAGCUCUCAUGGCAUCUUUGUCACGGCAGAAGAUCUGGAAACCAGAGACGUGAGUGUGGAGGACUUGACCCAGCUCACAGCCGAGGAGGUACGGUCUCUGAUCAAAAGGAAAGCGACGGAUAUGAGGAUAUGGACUGGAAAAGAUGUUAAAGCAAACAUUUGA